Molecule: messenger RNA, 357 nt
Organism: Fusarium odoratissimum NRRL 54006
Lineage: Eukaryota; Fungi; Ascomycota; Sordariomycetes; Hypocreales; Nectriaceae
Exons: 2
Coding region: 1-357 (118 amino acids)
Biological process (GO): inosine biosynthetic process; adenosine catabolic process
Molecular function (GO): adenosine deaminase activity
Source: RefSeq, a predicted model, not a curated record
AUGCAACUAUGCAAAGAGAAGAAUAUUGCCAUUGAGACCUGUCCAAUCUCAAAUGAGGUUCUGGGGCUCUGCCCGACGACUAAGACGUAUCACCUCCCCAUCUUGCUGUCCAACUGUGUGCCGUGCAUUAUCAACAGUGACGAUCCGGGGUCGUGGAGAGCGAGGGUCCUCUCUCACGACUUUUACCAAGCUUUGACGGGAGCCAACAACUUGUCGAUACCCGGUUUGAGGGCCAUUGCUGAGUGGAGUGUUGAAGAUAGCUGCAUGAGCUCUGGCAUGCAGAAGAAACUGUACAAAGAUCUUGAGGAGAGCUGGAUUAUGUUCUGCCAGUGGAUCAUUGAUACGUAUGGUCAGUAG